Molecule: messenger RNA, 6010 nt
Organism: Exophiala dermatitidis NIH/UT8656
Lineage: Eukaryota; Fungi; Ascomycota; Eurotiomycetes; Chaetothyriales; Herpotrichiellaceae
Exons: 2
Coding region: 515-4675 (1386 amino acids)
Source: RefSeq, a predicted model, not a curated record
UAUUGCAUCGCUAGCAAUUGGUACCUGUAUUCAUUUACUCGCUCCGGCGGUGUGGAUGUGGAUGUGGAUGUGCAAUGGUGAAGGUGAAUCAUGAUGUCAGACAUUCGCUCAACAGAGUCAAGUGCGUACGUCUACAAGACUUACAUGCCGGCAUGUACCUAGGUAUGUAGGUAGGUAUCUACCAGGUAAGUAUGUGCUUAGUAGGUAUGGGUGUUCUUUGGAGUGGCAGGUGAGGAGCUGAUGGGUGCCAGAGUUGGAUGCUUGACGUUAGGUUUUACGAAUUACUGCUACUAGUAGUAUGAUAUUGAUAUACCGCGGAGGUAUGCAGUGCACUACUAUGUACAUGUUUGAAAAAAAUUGACGUUGCAGGACCAGUCACUAAGGUAUCUACUAUUCAGUGUACUACCUAGGUAUGUGGGAUGCAGAGAGGAUUACUUUACAAUUGUGAAUCGUGGUUGUUGCUUGCCCUGGCAAAUUGUCAAAGAGUCGUCCGUUGCAAGGCCAAGUCUUUGUGAUGAAUGUCAACUACUUCACCUGUACUCUGGGCGAGGCAAUCCACUACCAGCAGGGAAAGGCAUACAGGACAAUCAACGAGUUCAUCGAAUUCAAGUCCGGGCAGACCCCCGACCUUCCCGCUAUUGGAUUCUUUGUCCCGGGACAAGCCAGUUCUGGUCAGCCGUGGAAGACGGAGAUUCUCAGCUUCAAGGACGUACAAAAUGGCUCUCGAGUCGCGGCGCAAGCCUUGUCCAGGACCAUCAAUGCGGAACCCGGACAGACAGUUGCUCUUCUCUGCCCAAGCUCUGCAAGCUUUCUUUUCACUUGGUUAGGCCUCAUUCGACUGGGACAUCCGGUUUUGCUUAUUGCGCCUCAGUGCUCGCCAACCGCAAUCGCGCACUUGUGUCAGGCGUGUAGGGUGUCUUAUCUCCUCUACGAUGUGAAGUAUGAAGACUUGGCGACGGCGACCGUAGGGACGUCACUGGGUCAGGGAUGUGGUUCUUUAUCCGCUUUGCUGCUUCCCUUUGACGCAGAGCAUAUCUUUGAUGCCAUCUCAGAGCCAUCCGACGGCUUUACGGAGGACUCCUCGAACGACUACAUCAAAGUGGAUGAAACGGAUAUUGCAUAUCUUCAUCAUACUUCGGGCACAUCAAGUGGUGUUCCCAAACCCAUUCCACAAACACACCAUGCGGCCAUCGGAGUUCUUCCGACUCUGGAUGGCAGUAAGCAGGCUACUUUCACAACUACUCCUUUAUAUCAUGGAGGAGUUGCAGACUUGUUUCGUUCCUGGACGAGCAACGCCCUAAUAUGGUUGUUUCCCGCCCAAGACAUGCCUAUCACGGCCGCAAAUGUGUGCAAGUGUCUUGAAGGAGCGGCCACUGCAGCCAUGAAACACCGAGCUCCUGAGGUCAAAUACUUCUCUUCAGUGCCAUACGUGCUCCAGAUGAUGGCAAAUGAUAAACAUGGUCUCAAAUACCUGCAAUCGAUGGACAUUGUGGGCGUAGGCGGUGCUGCGCUACCCACAGAAGUUGGCGACAGACUAGUCAACAAGAGUGUCAAUCUGGUUUCUCGCUUCGGCAGUGCCGAAUGUGGGUUUCUAAUGUCCUCCCAUCGAGAUUUCACAACGGACAAGGAAUGGCAAUAUCUCAGACCGAUGCCUGCAGCGAAAUUUUUCAAAUUCGAGCCUCGAGAAAGUGGUCUUCUUGAGUUGGUGGUUCUACCGGGCUGGCCACACAUGGCCAAUCGUAACCGUGAAGACGGGUCUUACGCCACUUCAGACCUCUUCGAACCCCAUCCAACCAUUCCCAAUGCAUGGCGUUACCAUUCCCGAGCAGAUUCCCAGUUGACGUUAAUUACCGGCAAGAAGUUCGAUCCAGCACCCUUGGAAGACGCUAUAUGUACUUCUUCUCCACUGAUCAGCGGCGCCCUCGUUUUCGGAACAGGUAAACCGUACCCUGGUGUCCUCCUUUUCCGAUCAUCAGCAGGCGCUUCGAUAUCCGACGAGACCCUCCUGGCAGAGAUGACUCCACUGAUCGAAAAGUUAAACAAUGAAAGUCAAGGUCACGCCCGCAUACCCAGGAAUAUGCUGAUACCGAUGCUUCAUACCGGAGACCAACAGCUCGAGAGAAGCAGCAAAGGCACAGUUCUCCGAAGCAAGGCUGACCAACGAUAUGCAGAACACAUUGAUGCUGCAUAUGAGAGCCUUCUUUGCACCAAGUCAUGCCAUGUGCCUGAUGCUGACGUUCCAAACGCGAUUCGUGAGAUCGUGGAAUCGGUCGUAGCGGGAAUAGGUCGCAACGACAACUCCGACAAUAAAUGUGCGACACUCAAAGACGAUACGGAUCUCUUCGCUUACGGAGUUGAUUCCGUGGCCAGCAUACAGAUCCGUCAGGCAUUGUCUCGACUCGUGCCAAACCUCAAGGGUGCAGCCCUACCAUUGACUAUUGUCGAAGACGCGGGGACGAUAUCGCGGCUCAGCGAACUGAUUGUGCGGUUACGAUCAAUAGGCCUUGAAGAUGGAGAUCAAAUGCAAAGCGCAAGAUCUACUCAGGAAACAAAUCGACAGCAACAUCAACUUAUGCAUGAUCUGGUCAAAGAAUACAGUAAGUUCGCCUCGGACAAUCCACGUCAUUUACCAUCGUCAUCAUCCGGGCAAAAGACAGGUAGCAACAACUUCUACCCUGAGCCUGAACGAGAUGGAAUCGUGGUCCUUGUGACAGGACCCACCGGAUCCCUAGGGAGCCACAUUCUCCACCAGCUACUCUCAGACCCAAGAGUAUCAAAGAUCCAUCUCCUCGUCCGUGGCGCCAGCAAACAUGCCUCAAGGGAACGAGUCACCAAAGCACUUGCUGCCCGCAAGCUCCCCAUCCCAGCCGACUUUGACUCCAAGACCGCAAUCUGGCCGUGCAAGCUGUCCGAAGCGGACCUUGGCUUAUCUGAAGCCACGUACUAUCAGCUAUCGCAUUGCAUCGAUGUGAUUAUCCAUCUAGCGUGGAGCGUGAACUUUUUGUUGCCGCUACGCAGCUUCAGCGGCACACAUCUCGCUGGGCUACGCAACCUGUUGAAUCUGGCUCUUGCAUGUUCGGACAGACCAGCUCCACCACGAUUCAUAUUCUGCUCGAGUGUGGCUUCGGUUUCGAACUAUUCUCAGUCUCGACACCAACAGCAGUCCCGAUCCAAUGAUAAUGAUGAUCGAGAUCAUCUUCGACACUCCAACAGCAUCGACGAAACCAGAGUUCCGGAGCGAUGUGUCCUGGACUCACCGUCCGUGGCCGGCCCCACAGGCUACGCCCGCUCCAAAUGGGUCGCUGAAGCCAUCUGUGCCGCUGCGCACGAUACGACACGGCUGAGAAAUAGGAUCUCCAUCGCCCGCGUCGGCCAGCUCUCUGGAGCAAGCGAUACGGGCGUAUGGAGUAUGUCCGAGGCGUAUCCGCUGAUGCUGGCGAGUGCAAAAGUCACGGGUGUCUUGCCUGAUUUGGAGAAUGAAAUUCUGAAUUGGUUGCCGGUGGAUAUUGCGGCGAGAGCGUUUGUCGAGGAUGCAUUGGAUAUCGGGGAAGAGGGACAAGAGGCCCCGAUACCUGAAGGUGAAUACAAAAGCGGAGUGCCUCCUCGACCGUCUUUGAAUGGCCAACAACACCUCAAUGACAGUGAUCAUAGAAAUGGAAAUGGGGACUGCCGCAACGCGCCCGAAUCAGAUGCAAGUGCUGGCGUCCCGGGUACAGACAAACAUGGGCCACGACCAGCAGCGGCAGUUGCAGCAGAAUCGGUUAUUGACAACAACCCCGAAUCCACUCCAGAUCGUGCCACUACUACUACCCAUUCCCGCCUGGAUAGUGACGCUGAUAUCGAUACUGAUAGUGACGAUCUUCAUCUCGGACCACCAGUCUACCACAUUCUAAACCCAGACCCAACCAUCCAAUGGACCGACUUGCUAUCGUGGAUCCAGCAGCACGAAUUUGAAUCACAGUGUCCCAGUCACCACCAAAAUGAAAUCUUCCACAAGCGGAGGUCGUCUGUCAGAGUAUCAGCAUCACGGGUCAAAGGUGCCUCAGUAUGCGGAACUCGAUCUGAAUGCAGCGAAAGCUGCCAAACACCACGACCACCAUCGAGAAAUGCUGGGCAAAGUCAACAGCAGCGAAAGCAACGAACGCGGAAAGAACAGCAAGAAGACGCAGACGCAUACGAGGAAAAGCCCAAGAGCAAGGAUGCAGCCGGGAACGAGAAAGAUCCAAACAAGCACGACGCCGAAAUCAUCUCCGUUCCAUUCAAAGUCGUCCCCGUCAACGAAUGGCUCACUCGUCUCGCCAGUCUCCAAAACCAGGAAGAAACAAAAGACCAUCCACAUCCUGCUUUGAAAUUGCUUGGGUUUUGGAAAGCCACUUACGGAGACCCUGAAUCUCGUUCCUUUGGGGACACAAUACCUCACAAAACCCAGAGUGAAACUGUACCACUAGAAACCGGAGAUCGAUACCCUGACCCAGACGCUGGCACCACAACAGGGACCAAAACAGUCAUGCGUUACGAAAUGACGCGAACGUACGCUCGAAUGCCAUCGUUGCUACUGAACAGCACCUGCAGCGGCACCAACGCCAACAGCAACAGCAAUGCCAGUCUAAGUUCGAACAUCGUCAAUGAAGCAUACAUCCUGAAACUGUGGGACUGGAUCAAGCGGGAACUCUGAUCUGAGAACAUAUAAACAACCUAUCUAUACCUCUUUCUCAAUAAAGACUGACUACUGCGUGCUCAGAGCUGAUAGGCUAUGAAAACCAAGAAACUAUACUCCUGACUAUCACCAUCACAUCACACACUUCAGACCCCCCCGGCAGUGCCGGUCCUGCUGCUGCACUUUUGAUAGACUGAUUGUUCCAUUUGUAUACACGACGACAAGAAAGAAAAAAAAGGUCUAUCUACCCUACUUACAGCGCGUACUGUAUUCUUCAGGGGGUACAAUGUCUGCCUUUUCAGCCACUCCAAUGGUCGUUGGUGCUUCCAUCUAGAAUAUGCAGACUGUCCGCGCAAGCCAGGGAUCCGAUCUCGCCCGCUAACCUCCUCACUAAUUCAAAGUGUACUGUACGUACAGCACUCUGGCGUGGUGGUAGUGGUGCGCAACAUAAACCCCAAGGGAAUCCUCAUUGGUGGUUGUCGCCAACUCGAACAGACCACCGUGUACAUCGUCCAGGGCCAGUCUAGCAGCAAAGCAAGCACCCUAAGUCCAUGCAUGUUCGCUCGUCCAGAUUGUCCAAGAACUUGGACUUCACGAUUAUCUCGCUCAGCGCACGCAGUGUCCAGGACCUGAACCCAGACAAAAACUCCAGCUCAAGGCAAAAGCGGUCCACGGCUUGGUCAUAACAUGCUGUUCGUCCGGUUGCUCAAAGACUCCUACCGGAUAAACAUGCCUUCGGCCUUGCCCCAGAAGCUGCGGGCCUUGUUAACAUGAUCCAGUCCAAGCAUCUCAUCCCCGUCUUGAAUGAGAUCAACGAUCACGUCGUUAUCGUCGAGGUAGUUCGGCUUCGCGUACAUUGCUCUAGGUACCAAGGCAAACUUGAUCUGUUGCAGCAGCUUUCCCUUGAUACCCGUCCUCUUGCUGAUGCGCUCUUUGGUCUCCUUGAGAGGCUCAUUGGGCUUGAGCAGGAACUUGAACGGUACGCCGUGUGGUUUGUUGGCUUCUUUGUCGAAGUGAUAACAGUAAAUGAAUCUGUCCUCGUCCGAAGCAUUGAUUUCCUCCUCGGGGAUCUUUUCGGCAUACAACGUGGUGAACUCAUUGAUGCCGACAACAUUGAAGUCCUCGAUCAAUUCUUUAUGGAUUUUACCCCCAUGAACUUCAAGGAUUCGUAUGUUGCGCGCUGAUUGUUCGUCCAGGUUGAGCUUCUUGGCAAUACCUUGAAUCAAGUCUCCAACAAUGCCGUUUUUGGCAACGAGUAUUUCGAGGGGCUCCUGCAUUUUAUUAGGUUCAAAGUGACACGGCGUGCAACUAUGGCACUGGCUCACCUCUUUGCUAAUGCCGUCGCUAAGCCAU